AUGGAAAUAACGCCAUCAUCAGACAAGGAGCAGUGGCUCUCUGAUGUGAAAUAUACACUCGAAACGGAUGGAUUUGCUCCCUUUGCAGACAGCCUUCGCCCUCUCUUCAAAGGGUUCAAGAAAUGACUCCAAUCUUCCGAAGUCGACUUACUUUUGCUGUGCUACCAAACAAUCAUUGGAAGCCUUCCCAAAAUUUUAGAGCAUAGUGAAACGGAAGCAGAGUUCGUUAAGUUAAUUCCAACGUUUAUUGAAAACCUUGGAAGUCAGAAGACUGUUGUCAGAAAGCAUACUCACAGAUGAAUUGCCUCAUAUGUAAAAUUAUCCCUAAAACUUGAAUUAGUUCUUAACUAUAUUAUCAACGUAGGUCUGAUUCACACAAUGCAUAGGACGAGGCAACAUUCAAUGCUUGUGAUUCCAGCUCUCCUCUCCCUCAAGAAGACCUGAGUCAAAAAGAAAGACCCCGAAAUUGUCGAGCUCGUAGAUUCUGUGGCUGGAAAGUUAUUCGACCAAUCCGAAGUAGUCCAGAAAACAGCUAAAUAAACUCCUCGUUGAACUAAAAAGAGUCUAUCCUACAGAUACACCUAAGAUAAUUGAUAAACUACCAGAGAAAAAGCAUCGAAAUUGAUGCAGAAAAGUACUCGAUUAUGUCCUUGAAAGCGAAUCAGAGGAAGAGGAAGAAGAUCAAGAAGAUGAAAUUGAUCCUCCAAAAAAAAUACAGCCUUCAAGUACAUACCAGCCUAACCAGCCUCAGAAUCCUAACAGAAGAGCUGCCAGACAGAUCACUCCUGAGAAAGCCACUCUUCCAGAUUAUCGAGAUCAUGAGGAAAGACCUUCUGUCAGGUCUAACUCUGAGAUGCUAGUCCACCAAGACAAGCAAGGCGGUUCUCAGCAUAUUUCAAAGUCAAAACCUAAAAUUGCAUCUGCCAAAUCAAAGCCUUUCAAUGUCAGAGAUACUCCGAAGAAAUCUAGUGCUUGUGCUCCAAGCCCUUUGAAUCCUCCGGAGCGAAGUUAUGGGCACGAGGCAGUCCCAUCUGAGGAUAGGACCAGAAGCAAGUUCAUUUCAGAUAGCACAAGAGAUGUCAGGAAUGAUAUCAAUGAUAAUAGAAGUAAUAAGAACAGCAAUGGCAACAAGCAAAGACCUUCUAAGUUCGAAGAGCAAGAACCCAAGUCACUUUCGAACACCCACGUCUUUGAUGCAAAUAACGGAAGCAUCGCUGCUGUUUCAAACGAGCAGUCAAGAAAGUCGAUGAACAACCUUCACUUGCUCAAAGGCCAGAAGAAGCUCACUCAGGAAAGAAGCCAGAAGAGUGUUCCUAAACAGCCUUCGAAUCAUCAGGCAAAGCAGGAUGCGAUGCAAGCAGUGAGGCCUCCAAUAAACACUUCUGCUUCUCAGUCUUCACUAAGCAGCAUGCCUGGGGUCAUGGACCUGGGUUCUCAGAAGCAGUCUCCGAGCAUCAUGAAGCCUCGUGAAGAAAAGAGACAUGAAACCAUUGUUGUACAGAAACAGCAGAAGACAAAGCCCUUGAUUGGAAAGCAAGCUCCCAACGCAAUCCGAAGGCACGAGACCAUGAACAGCUUUGGUGAGGAAAGCAGUCAAGACCCCACUCUGACAGCCAACACUUUGGUUCCCCAAAAGUUGCAGACAGAACCAGAGGAGGCCUCCAAGAAGUCUCUCAGCAGCCUAGGCAACAUCCGUGUUGAGAAGCAAGACUCUAGCGAACCCAGCGAGGCUGAUGACGAAAGCGACGAAGAAGAGUUCCCUGUUGCUUUGAACGGACUGGUAUUUUCAUUCUUGCCUCCUGAUGUAGCAGAAAAGCUCAACGACCAGAAAGAGUGGAAAAACAGAGUUUCCGCACUACAAGAAACUGAAACUUUAAUAAAAUAAGCAGUUUUCAAGGCCGAACGAAGACUUCCAAAUCUACAUCACCGAUAUUUGAAAGAAAAUGAGCAAGAUGAUUGAUGAUAGCAACUUCAAAAUAUCGUUGACUUCCCUGAGGAUCAUCCACAAUCUCUGCAUGAAGUAUCCCAAAGAGAUUGCCAAUGUGUUGCCUGAGCUUGUAAAUAAUUUGUCCAAUAAACUCUCCGAUAACAAAAUUGUGAUCAGGCAUGCAGUGCUCAAAGUGUUCCAUGUGCUUGCAGUUUCUCUUGGAGCUGAAGAAAUUGUGAAGCUAGUUCAUCCGUUCCUUAAGAGCGAUAACUGGCACAUCCGUGAAGAAAUUCUCAUCAUCUUAAUCAUGGCUUGCAUCACUUCAAACUCAACGUGAGGUUUGUCUGAGCCCGAGAUGAUCAGUCAGAUUUGAAGCAUGACCAACGACCCCAAAGAUAAAGUAAGUCAGACUGCCUUUGAGACGCUGUGCAUUGUUCUGUCCAAAGACUCCAGCACUGCCAUCAUCCUCAACAACUACCUAGACGCUCAGAUUUAUAAUUCAAUCAGCGAGAGAUGCUUUGCUGGCAAACUGGCUUCAGUGAACUACGAUGGAAUUGUGGAGUUUCCAACUCCGCAAACCCAGAACUCAAAUAACUUGCUCUAUUCUUCAAGCUACUCAGCGAGUCAAGAAUCACAGAGUGUUGCUGCAAACGAUCAUAAUAGGCAGAUGAAAAGCACAGAUCAGACAGUGUACUCUCAAAAUUUCUACCACCAAAGUACAGCUCUUGAUGACAGGCCAAGAGUCACCAACUAUAGUCAACACACUUUUGACAAAGGAGGGAGCACCACGAGCAGCAUCGGAAACAAAAACUGGUUGCCUGGUUUCAACAUGACAGCGAGCAGCAUCAAAAGUGAGCAACCAGUCAGGGUCUCCAAGGAACCAAUUAUGCAAACUCCGAUCCAGUAUUCCAACAAAAUCAGCAACGAACGCAAACUUGAUCGCAACAUCAGCAACACCGUGAACAAGAACUUGGACUACACUCCAGAGACACAUAAGGGAAGCCAGAGAAGGUUUGGAAGCGUCAACAACCCCUCGAUGACUGCUCACAGCAUGAAUGUGGGUGCCUCCAAUACAAACUCAUUCGCCCAGCCUCAGUCCAAAAGUCAUGCAGCUCAGAACGAGUAUUACGAAGAAGCUAAAUCAGCGAUGGAUGCUCAUCACAGGACCGAGUACAACCAAAGCAACCUGCACAAGAACAGACCCACAGACUACGUGUCUGACAAAGCAGAUAACUCUGCUGCAAACCAAAUUCCUGGCAAAGGCCCCAUCAAACCUGUGGCCCUGACCAAGCCGACGUCAAACCAGUCAGAGUCCAUGUAUAGUGGCCUCCCAAGCAGCGUAGAUGACGACUCGCAGACUGAAGGUAGGCAUCACAGUGUGGAGUCACGCAACAGAGCCAAGAACUCUCUUUCACAGAAGAAGCCUCCACUCAAAGGCAAAAAGACCAGAGGCAGCGGAAGCGAACGGGCUCACUCCAUCGAUGACAGAGAAUCCAAGAAAGACAAGUUGCUGUCUCCUGAGGCCCAAUGGAAGCAGAUUGCCUCUGAUCUCAGAGGCAAAGACGAUUGGGAGAAGCAGUUCAAAGCUUGCAACAUAAUCAAAGACUUUUCUUCUGAGCACUCGGGUCUGUUCCAGAGUUCUGAUCCCGACUUUAGUGACAUCAUGGCUGAGCUUUCAAACUUGUGAAAUUCACUGAGAACCCAGCUUUCAAGAAACGCUCUCGGAACCUUCGCUAUCAUAUUUGAGAAUUGUGGCAAGAACGUUGACUGAAUUCUCGAGAACGUCAUCCCCAUGCUUCUAAAAUAAGGCUGCUGACACCAACGCCUUCAUCGCUGAAGAGGCCGAGAAAGCUCUGGUCAAGGCUUGCGAGAACUGAUCGGAGGCGAAGCUUGCAUCUGCAGCGCUGUCUCUGUCUAAAGUCAGAACCAACGGAGUCAAAGAGAAAAUCCUUGUUGCAGUCAACACCAUUAUCGAAAAGCUGCAAGGCAAGAUCAAGACUUUCAAAGACAGAGAGCGGAUUGUGGCUUUCCUUGCUUCAGGCAUGAAUGAGGCAGCUCUCGAAGUCAGAAAUGCUGCCAAGUCAGGGUUCUUGAUCCUGAAGUCCUGAAUGAAAAAUGCUGAGUUCGAGAAACUCGUCAUGAGGUCUACCACUGAGCGUAACUACACCAAAGUGAUUGACUUCUUAGAAAAAGAGUCGACCAGCAGCGACAAAUUCAUGAUUACAAAUGGAAUUUCGACUAAAGGCACUUUCUACUACAACAAAACGAGAGCCAGCAAGCCAAAGGCAUCUGCAACUGGAGACUAUGGAGACAUGGAAUCCACUGGCUCAAGGUUCUCAAAGACCAAGUCUUCAAUCUACAAGAAGAGUUCGGCCACAGGCUAUGGUAAAACUAACUUUGAGCUCAUCAGCACCGACGUGCAAGAGAAGUUCCAGGAAAUCAUCGGCAUGUUCCAGGAAACCGACUGGAAGAAACGAGUGUCUGCGCUGAAAUCCCUUUCUAACUUCAUCCAGGAAGAAGAGAAGCUGAUCAACAAAAGCAAAAAGUUCUUUCAGAUCAUCGAUGUGAUGGUCCAGUGCUUGAAAGACAACAACACCAAAGUCGUGACAGCUGCCCAAGACAUCUUCACGAACGUGAUGUCUCAGAUCAAAAUGCUCAUCGAGAAGGGCGCCAGCUUGGUCAUCGAAGGACUUGCAGCCAACAUUGUGUCGUCAAAUGCUAUGGUCAAGAACUGAGGCGUCGCCCUAAUGAAAUAAACUUGUUCUGAACGAAGAACUCGAAUGUUCGGUGUUCAUCCAGCCAAUGUGCCACCAGAUCCUUCAGGGUAAAGCCAAGGCCAGAGCCAUCAUUCUCGGAGUGAUCUGUGAAGUCGUCGAAAUUGUGUAUGAAGUCAAGGCGGCCUCAGUGACCAAGCACAUUUACAACCUGUGUUCGAAACUGCUCGACGACACGAGUGUAAAAGGAGACAUGAAGAGGUCUCUCUACCAUCUAAUCAUCAAGCUGCACGAACUUGCAGGAGAUAACUUUGUGAGUUCGGUUGCCUCUCGCCACACAGACAAAGUGUGGACGAUUUUGAAGAGCGAAACAACCUCUGUAUUUUCAACUUAAUUCCAAGAA
This is a messenger RNA of Moneuplotes crassus, 5044 nucleotides long. The record is from the annotation of a GenBank genome assembly. Lineage: Eukaryota; Ciliophora; Spirotrichea; Euplotida; Euplotidae.